This is a messenger RNA of Antrostomus carolinensis (chuck-will's-widow), 635 nucleotides long. RefSeq names its product transmembrane protein 70 (gene TMEM70). NCBI's taxonomy places the organism in Eukaryota, Metazoa, Chordata, Aves, Caprimulgiformes, Caprimulgidae. Gene Ontology annotation, cellular component: mitochondrial membrane. The transcript is spliced from 2 exons. The annotation marks the transcript as partial. Gene Ontology annotation, biological process: mitochondrial proton-transporting ATP synthase complex assembly. The record is from RefSeq and is a predicted model, not a curated record.
GUUACAUCUUUUCAAGGAGUGGCUGGUCGCAGCCUCUGCACAUCCGCCCCUCAUGAACACCCAGAACACGGAAGAUUAGUUUAUAAAGGAAAUUUGGCAAAGGCAGUGUUAGGUGUGAGGUUUUUCUCUUACUCCACCAGCAUAUUCAACCUGUUCAUGAUGCCCUACAUCAUGCUCAAAACUGGUGUUGGAUUUGAAAGCCUGUUGAUACAAGCUGCCUUUUAUGGGUUGAUCGGUUUUUUUACAUUUGUAACACCGGUUACUUUGCAUGUCCUUACAAAAGGCUAUGUGAUUCGACUCUAUUAUAAAGAUGAAAUGGACACGUAUACAGCCAUUACAUACAAUGCGAUCUUGGCAGAAAAAGCAACUGUUUUCCAUCAGAAAGAUGUAAAGAUUCCAGACAUCACCAAGAUGUUCACAACAUUUUAUGCUAAAACGAAGUCAAUGCUUGUUAAUCCGACGCUUUUCCCGAACCCUCAGGAUUUUAACCAUCUCAUGGGCUAUGACAAAUCCUUUUAUUUUAACUUAGAGGAGGAGAAGGAAGCUGGUGAAAGGAAAUAAUUUGAAGAUAAUGAAUGUCACUGUCAUUGUUUGUGUUGCAGUGCUAUAUAUGUGAAAGAAUGUAAAGUUCUAUU